Cyprinodon variegatus (sheepshead minnow) is the source of this 473-nucleotide messenger RNA. It is a transcript of the gene rpl35, whose product is annotated as ribosomal protein L35. Gene Ontology annotation, cellular component: cytosolic large ribosomal subunit; ribosome. The transcript has 4 exons. Gene Ontology annotation, molecular function: structural constituent of ribosome; mRNA binding. Bases 59 to 430 code for a protein of 123 amino acids. NCBI's taxonomy places the organism in Eukaryota, Metazoa, Chordata, Actinopteri, Cyprinodontiformes, Cyprinodontidae. Gene Ontology annotation, biological process: maturation of LSU-rRNA from tricistronic rRNA transcript (SSU-rRNA, 5.8S rRNA, LSU-rRNA); translation. The record is from RefSeq and is a predicted model, not a curated record.
CUACUUUUUGUGAGCACGCGGUGCGUCCGGCCUUUCCAACAGGGCUCCGACGACGAACAUGGCCAAGAUUAAGGCAAGAGAUUUGCGGGGCAAGAAGAAGGAGGAGCUGCUGAAGCAGCUGGAUGACCUGAAGAAUGAGCUGUCCCAGCUGCGUGUGGCCAAAGUGACCGGAGGAGCCGCUUCCAAGCUCUCCAAGAUCCGUGUCGUUCGCAAAUCCAUCGCCCGGGUACUGACUGUAAUCAACCAGACGCAGAAGGAGAAUCUGAGGAAGUUCUACAAGGGCAAGAAAUACAAGCCCCUGGACCUGAGGCCCAAGAAGACCAGGGCGAUGCGCCGCCGCCUCAACAAGAACGAAGAGAGUCUGCGCACAAAGAAACAGCAGAGGAAAGACCUCCUCUACUCGAUGCGCAAAUUUGCUGUCAAAGCUUGAUUUUUUUAUUUUAGGUGAAAUAAAAAAAUCUUUCGGUGUGUAA